Molecule: messenger RNA, 3640 nt
Organism: Penaeus vannamei (Pacific white shrimp)
Lineage: Eukaryota; Metazoa; Arthropoda; Malacostraca; Decapoda; Penaeidae
Source: RefSeq, a predicted model, not a curated record
GCGACACAGAGGCUGCCAUGGGUCAAUCUCCCGUGAUAAUUCAAUUGCUUCCAACAUGUCAGACUUUGUUACCUCGCCCCAAGGGUCCAAAAGAUUUACCUUUAAAAGAGAAGAUUCAGUCUGCUCAAAUUUGUCAGACUUUGCACCAUCAGAAUGCUCUGAAAUGUCACUGGAUGUUUCUGUGCGUGACGAUCUGGCUUGCAAGACUUUCACCUACCUGGAUGAUAUUGAGCAUGAGCUGGACGACCUCAAGUCCUCCAUGUUAGAAAUGGAUGAAGAGGUGACGAAAUUUGCAUCAAAGCCAAACCCAUACACCUUUAAGACAACUUACUCUGACUAUUCCAUCACCUCUGGAGAUUCACGGCCAAAUUCUGCCUUAGAUCUGGUAAAUGCACAUCGUUCAAGAGCCAGUUUCAGAGGUGUUUUUGGUCAAAAGGGCACAGGGUCAUCUGACUCGGAGGCACUGGAGGGAGGCCCUGCAGACUCCACACACACUCAGGGUCAUGUGGUCUCAGGCUCAGAGGCAGAAGGAUCAUUUGAGUGGGACUCUCCACAACAUGGCUGGACGAGUGCAAGAGGACCACCACUCUCGCGUCUCCCGGAAUUGCCUUCAGAAGAUGCAGAAUCUUCACGUGCAUCAACUCAGGAGGACAUGAUGCCAUCACUUGAGUGGGAUAAUGACUGCUUACAGCAAUACGAUGAAGAACAGAUGCAAGAUUCCCACAACAGCCAGCUUGAUGAAGUCUUCCAUCGGAACAACUGUGAGAGCUUUGCAGAACUGGAAGGAUAUGAAGAGUAUAAGUUAUCUUGUAGUCGGCACCAACUGUUACCUGACCACUCCUCUCUUGAGCUGGACCUUGAAGAGGAACUCCAGGCAGCCACAAACCCUCUCACAGAGGCAGCUGACCUCCGCUCUGCACCCAUGACCAUCUCGGUUGAUUCUGCCAUACACUCAGCCACAGGCUCGCGCUCUGCUUCAUCUAGCCCCUUACCCACUGGUCUUGGCCAGUCGCUGCUCAGCUCGUCUGGCCUGGCUAGCAGCUCCGAGAUCUCUCCUGCAACGCCUGACUCAGAGUCGGCAGGCUGGGGCAGCUGGGAGCGCCGCCUGGGCCCUGGGGAGUUCGGUAGUAAAGCCCGGCGCUACUGGAGUUCCGAGGAGAGUGGGUACAUGGAAGGACCCGACACACCCCUUGACACGGCCAUACACGCACACCUAUCACCUGUGCACGAAAUCAAGGAGAAGGAAUACUCAGAAAGCAGCGGCUCUUCCCCCACGCAUCAUACUGACCCCAAAGAAGUCACAAGUGAGGGUGGCAACCUGAAUGAGACAGCGCUGGAGUCCAACCUCAACGGAAAUCUCAUCAUGGGAAGCACUGCCAGCACUGCCAAUGACAAUGAGCAUAUCCUGGGUACCACCACAGCAGCCUUCGGAAACCAGCCAACUGUAGCUGUCGGGCAGAGAAUAGAGGUUGCCCGGUACGCCAGCCAGGAGUGGCGAGGGAACACAGCCAAGGCACACACAAUUAAACAGGGCUACUCAGCAAUUCCAGUUGAGCUCAAUUACCACUACCUGCGAAGAGUGCGUGGUGAUAACUACUGUGGAGUUCGAGCAGCUCUCUAUCAGAUCCUUUCACAGGGCCUCCCUGUACCCAGUGGUCAUGCUACCCACACACGUCUGGCAGCUGAACUCAAUCAGGGUUCCACAUGGCUUCGAGACUGGUCCUUUGGCCAUCGUCUCAGCUUCUCAAAGGAGCAGGUCCUUAAUGGCUUCUGGGAAUGCCUGGAUGCCCUAGACAGCAUGGUACUCAGCCUGAAAGGAUGUGAGAACAGGGAAUGUGUCGUCCUCUCACGCCUCAACAGUGAUCCUCUUCUGGAUGUGAAGCUCUGUGAGGCAGUGAAGCUGCACAUGCUGGCAACUGCCCUAGACCUUCAUAUUGGAAAUAAUAAUGGUGACAAUGUCCCACUCUUUUCCAUGAUCAUGUUUGCUCGGCACACAUCUCUCACACCAAGAGAUUUUGUGAAAAAUCAUCUAAAUUUAGUGGGAGACACAGCUGGGCUGGAGCAGAUUGAGAUGUUCCUUAUGGGGCAUACUCUGGGUGUCACUCUCCAGGUGGUGAGGCCAGCAUGCUAUGGCAAAGACGACUUCAUAUGCUACUACCCAGAUGCCAACAUAGGUGUCUGGCCUGAGGUCACUCUGGUGGCAGAAGACGACCGGCAUUACAAUGUUCUAAUAAAGUGAAAGAUGUCUGAAGGAUGAAAGUGGAGAAGCAGAAGAUGCAAGCACACCAAGCGAAGGUGCUGUUAUGUCCUGCCGUUUGAUUGUGUGCUGUAAAGAGGAGUCACGUUGCCUCUAAUUUUUUUUUUUUUUUUUUUAGGGGGGCCCUUUUUUUUUUACUGUCAAUCUAGUGUGUAAAAUGGGCAAACAUGUUGAAGAAAAGGAAACUUUUGGCAAUAAUGUGCGUACUGAGGUUGGGCCAGGGCACUCAACCUCAAGGCAUCAAGAGAGUUAACUGUGAAUGAUUGAGUUCUGUCACUGGUAGUAUGUAUGGAAUUAAUAUGUGAAGCCGUAAGUGACUCACAGUUAAUUGUCUUUUGGAAGUGCUUCUUUUGGUACAAAAUUAAGAGGUGUUCGAAAGCUAGCUCCUUGUCAGAGAUGUACACCCAGCCUUUCACUUGGGAAAAUUAAUGAAAAUUGGUUGUAAAUAGAAAAUUAUUUUAGGCAAUAAGGGAAAAAAAAACAUAGGAAGAAAAUUAUUUUAUUUAUUUAUAUAUAUAUUGGUGUAUUUAUUUAUUUAUUUCCUUUGGGUGCUGCAGCUGAAUUAUUGAUAUUUAGCUUUCAAAAUAUAUCCGAGUGUUUUUGAUGGGUGCGAGUAGGUUAAAAUGUAUAUAGAGUUUGUUAGCCGUUUCUUGAUUCACCUAGAGAAUUGUGUAUAUAAUAACUGUAUAUAACCUGUGAUCGUUAUCUCAUUGGUUAUGUUGUAAAGCAGGUAGGCUAGAGCAAUCGUAAAAUGAUCUGAUCAAAAUUACUGCAUGUAACAUAUGCCACAGUGAUAUAUGUCAAAAUGGUAACUUUGCAUUGUUAAGUGUUACCAAUAGAAGAGUUAGAAUCAUGACAUUCUAGCAUAGUCUGUAUAGUAAACUCCAGCUUCAAAUAUUAAUGGCAAAACAAUGAUGAUUUAAUUCCCUCGAGGGAGUCAGCAUUACCACAGCCAAAUGAUUCUCAAAUGGACCUAAGAAAGCAUGCCAAUUUUGUCUCUUGUCAUAUGAAUAUGCCUUGAUAGUGUGAUACGACGUGUGUAUGAUGAGUUAUUGUCUUCCAUUGAUUUCCUGGAUUUGUUGUAUAUAUGUUUUAAUGUCUUCAUCAUUCUUUGCCUAAGUAGCUUUAUCAGGUUAUGGAGUUGAUGUCAGUGUUUUGUAUAAUCUAAUCUAUUACAGGAGACAAAAUUGUGUGCAUGUGUGCUUAAGUCAUAAACUUAAUAAUAUGCAGCAAAUCUGACCAGAGUAGUAUGUAGGAGUGGGGGUGCCAGGCACUCGCCAAGGAAGUUCCCCUUUCUGCUCUCGCCCAAAUUGUAGCUAAAACUUAAGAGACACCAGAAACCAAGUUAAGGUUCCUUCACAUCAGUUUAUCAUUUUGUACUUA